This is a messenger RNA of Thamnophis elegans (Western terrestrial garter snake), 3861 nucleotides long. RefSeq names its product olfactory receptor 13H1-like. The transcript has a single exon. Bases 2117 to 3061 code for a protein of 314 amino acids. Gene Ontology annotation, biological process: G protein-coupled receptor signaling pathway. Lineage: Eukaryota; Metazoa; Chordata; Lepidosauria; Squamata; Natricidae. Gene Ontology annotation, cellular component: membrane. Gene Ontology annotation, molecular function: G protein-coupled receptor activity; olfactory receptor activity. The record is from RefSeq and is a predicted model, not a curated record.
UCAAUCCAUGCCCACAAGACAAGCCAUGUCCACAGAACUGGUAGUAAAAUUUUUGACCACCACUGCUACAGACUCUACAAAGAGAAAAUUGAUGUGAAUAAGGGUAAAGAAUCUGAAAUGAAGCAUUCCAUGUCAGCAAAGCUGUGUCUCCCAUUGGUUCUGCCAGCUUCCUGUGUGACAGCCCCCAUACUAUGUGGUCAUUAAACUAUUCUCCCACUUCUGGGUUCUCAUUUGGUUUUGAAGCACACCAGAACACUGGCUUCUACAGCCAUUCUAUGUUGUAAAUAUUGUCAGUCUUUAAGAAACUAAAAAAAACAUAACUAUAAAGUUGCCUUUCUGGAAAAGAAUGCCAUAGUUGAACUUAAAUGAUGAAAUAAUGUAUCUUUUUUACUUUAAACGUAAUGGGAAUUUAAAGGAAAUUCCCAUGAAAUUCAAUUAAAGACCUGUCCUUGGACUUUUAUCUCGACCUUCUUCCAGCAGAAAUGCCAUUUAUUAGCCACUGGGGAAAAGAUGAGAAUUUUUUUAAAAAAUCUUUUACCUCAAGGAACUGGCAGUGUUGUUCUCAAUGCCAAGGCAAAGAAAGAUCUAAGACACUAUCCUUCUGCUAACAUUCUUCCCCUUUAAGUGCUUGUUUUCCUUCUGGAGCUGUUGCUCAGAAGUAAAAGCAACCACAAUGAGGAACACUACACUUACUUAGCAAAAAUACACAAUGCAAAGAUAGUAUGACUGAACGAUGCUAGAAAACUUCAGACCACAAAUCUGGAUCUAAACUUCAUCAAAUCCCUAGUUUCUUUGAAAGCAAACAGCACCAUUUUUCCCACUUGGCUAUUCACAAUUACUUUAGAAGACAUAAAAAAAAUAUUUGACCAUUUAUCACUGGAAGAACACUGGGCAAGCAAAACCUCAGAGAUAAAAAGAAAAAUAAAGAAGAUAAUUUAAGUUUGGUAAGUUGUUCUCUGUUUGUAUUUGUAAAAUAAAUGAUAGAGUCCUUCAUCCAGACAGGAGACUUCGAAGCCGUGUCUCUGGUCUGGUUAUUCUAAUGCUUAUUGGUUGGAAUUCUUGCUAGCAUCUCUCUCUCUCACUACUCUCUUUACCUUUCAUUCCAAAAAUGUUUUUCCUUUUGUGUGGUUUAGUUCUCUAACCAACCUUUAUUCUCAAUCUUAAUCUUUUAUGAGUAGGAGGCCAAGAAUUUGUAACAUCUGCUUUGGAUUUUAGUACAGCAGAAAAAAAGGUAUCCUGGGUAGUUUGGGAAUGGACUACCUAGUAUAUUGUUAGUUUUUCCUAAUAAAAGCAUACCAUAUCUGAAUGGUAACAUAAUUGUGUUGCAAUCUUUCCACCCUCCGAAUGAGUGAAUUGGUGCCAUUAAGUGAAAUUCUGAUCAUUCUUUAACUAACAAUAAUUCCAAAGCAUUAUCAUUAAAAAAUUAGUGUCCUGUUUAUAACAUAAUAAACAAAUAUGUAUCUUAAUAGUGAUACCUCAUGUUUAGAAACAUUAUGCCCUGCAACAAAUUGUAUUUGCUUAAAAGAUUACCCUGCGUGCCAUUCCUUUUUUUUUUUUUUUGACUUUGUCAAAUCCAAAAAAGAAAGGAUGGUGUUUGUGAGAUCAGCAUUGAUUCUGCUCUGCUUUGUGAAUUAUCUAAACAUGAACUCAUUGCUUCUAAUGAGUUGACUCAGGACAUUUUGGUUCAGUUUCUACUGCCCUCCUGGUAAAUUAGGGAUGCUGAUGAAGCUGCCAGUUUGCUGCUUUCAUUACUUUUGGAAAAGGAUUUCUUCACCUUCUACCUGGGGUUGGAUCUGAAUACCUAGCUAUGAGACAGAGGGUAGCUUAUUGAGUUUUGGCUUAGCAGUUUAUGCUCUCAUUGCAGUUUUCAGACAACAUAUUCCUUAAUGCAGUCUGUGAACCUACCCAUGUGGGAAUCCAACAAUUGUAUUCAAUAAAUCAUGGUUAAAACAAAUUCUAUCUAAGCAUGAUGCACAAAGCAGUUUUCAAUCAGUUUUUAUUGCAUUUUUAUUUUUUCUAUACAGAAAAUGGCAAUCUAAACCCUUAAACUGAAAAUAUUGCAUCUCUCUUGAAUGUACUCAGUAAUCACACCAUUCAUUCUUUCCUGCAGGAGAAAAUGGGAGAAAAUAGAAUAGGAACUUCAAAUGAAUCACUGGUGACGAAAUUCAUCCUGAUCGGAUUUUCAGAAUAUCCCAGAGCUCAGAUUAUUCUCUUUUGCUUCCUCUUGAUGGUCUAUCUCAUUAGCUUUCUUGGCAAUGGACUCAUCGUCAUGUUGAUCAUUGCUGACUCCCGGCUUCAUACCCCCAUGUAUUUCUUCAUUUGUGUCCUUUCCACAGUAGACUUUAUUAUUAUCAACAAUGCACUUCCUGAGGUUUUAGUGAACUGCUUCAUCUACAGGCCCACAAUUUCUUUCUCCAGAUGUUUAGUCCAAAUGUACAUAGGCUUAUUUCUAGUUAUAGCAGAGUGCAUCAUUUUGGCAGUCAUGGCAUAUGAUCGCAUGGCAGCUAUAUGCCAGCCGUUAUACUACACGCAGAUCAUGAGUUGGAAAUUAUGCUUUUAUCUAGUAGCCAUGUCAGUGGCCCUUGCCUUCAUGUCAACAUUGACCGCCGUACUCUUGCAGCCCACUGACUUCUGUGGCCAUCACACCAUCAACCAUUUUGGAUGUGAGCUGCAAUCUUUACUGAAACUGGCUUGUUCCAACACAGUCAGUGAGCUCUUUAUGCAUAUCUUCAGCUUCUUUCUGCUAUUCCCUCCCUGUGGCUUCAUAGUUGUGACAUACGUCCGCAUAGGCCUGGCUAUACGACGUAUCAGUUCUAGCCAGGGACGCAGAAAAGCCUUCUCCACUUGUAGUUCUCACCUUGCUGUGGUCAGUGUCUUUUAUGGAACAAUCAUGAUCAUGUACUUGAGACCUGAAGGGAAAUCCAUUUCUGAAAAUGACAAGGUCAUAUCCUUAGCAUACGGGGCUCUGACUCCCAUGCUCAAUCCUCUGAUCUACAGCCUGAGAAACAAGGAUGUCAAGGGGGCAUUUUGGAAGCUGGUUCAAAGAAAAAUCCAGGUAUGAUGUACAUGUAUGCUCACCAUGCCCCAUGUAGGUUUCUACUGCUGACCAUUUCUACUAACCUUUUAAAAAGGAAUUUAAUAACCAGCAUUACUGCUCCUAGUAAACCCAUGAGGGCAUAAGCAAUACUGAAUGUUAAGGGGGAAUGUGUUAGGACUCCAAGAAUUAUAACUCACAAUGCUUUUGGAGAAUAUCAGGCUGGGGAAUAUAUUCACAAAUAAGCUGAGAAUUAUAGGUGCCAAAAUACACCCCUAAAUAUACUAUUGUUUUAGCUUAUUGUAUAUAGCAAUACUUUUUGAAAAAGAUUUGUUAUCCCAUAUGAGCUCACAGAUAAGCCAUCCAUUAAUAAAUUGAUCUUUGAUUUUCUAAGCAAAACACCUGUGCUGGAAAAUAAGGAGGUUGAUUUCAAAGAGGGAGGGGCCGUAUUUCAUAGGAAUAAGAGGUAAUUCAAUCCAGAUAUUUUGUAUGAGAGAAAAAUGGGUGAAGACAGCCGCUCCCUAAUAGUUUGCAGACUACAUUGUAGAAGUUGACAGUAGCAUUUUUAAUCGGAAAGAUUUUGUCUGCUGGUGUGAAACUAUAAAGAAUCGUGAAGGAUGAAAGAAAAUAAAUAAAGCAUGAAACAGGUAAAGGCAUAAUGCACAAUAUACAAUGUAUUGAAGCAGGUUUUGAAGGUUUUGUCUGCAGGUGUGAAACAAUAAAGAACUCGCUUCCUUGAUUUCGAGCCUGACAUUUUCAUGAAAAUACCAGUUUGGUCUCACAAUUAAGGCACCAGGCUAGAAGGCAGGAGACUGUGAGUUCAAGUC